GUGGAGAGAGACUUUGAAAGGGAAUAUGGGAAGCUGCAGCAAUUGGAAGAUCAGACCAAAAAACUUCAGAAGGAUAUGAAGAAAAGCACAGAUGCAGAUUUGGCCUCCACCGAGCAUCUCCCUGCAAGCUUGUGCUGACCCCCUCCUGGCUGCCUCAGCUCCCUGAUUUUUGCCCUCGUGGCAGUGGGAAAUGUGACCCUGUGUGGUUUCUUUUCCAUCAGCCAUGUCCAAGUCUGCAGUGAAGAUCUCCUCAGACCUGCUGUCCAACCCCCUGUGUGAGCAGGAGCCCUCGUUCCUCGAGAUGGUCACGGCCUUCGACACGGCCAUGAAGAGGAUGGACUCCUUCAACCAGGAGAAGGUGAAUCAGAUCCAAAAGACAGUCAUAGAGCCUUUGAAAAAGUUCAGCAGCGUCUUCCCGAGCCUGAACAUGGCAGUGAAGCGCCGGGAGCAGACGCUCCAGGACUACAAACGCCUGCAGUCCAAGGUGGAAAAAUAUGAGGAAAAGGAGAGGACUGGCCCUGUCCUGGCCAAGCUGCACCAGGCCCGGGAGGAGCUGCGCCCGGUGAAGGAGGACUUUGAAGCCAAGAACAAGCAGCUCCUGGAGGAGAUGCCCAAAUUCUACAGCAGCCGCAUCGAUUACUUCAAACCCAGCUUUGAGUCGCUGGUCCGGGCACAGGUUGUUUACUACACGGAGAUGCACAAGAUUUUUGGGGAGCUGACGGCGCAGAUCGAGCGGCCCGGGCUGAGCGACGAGCAGCGCGAGCGCGACAACGACGCCAAGCUGGGCGAGCUCCGCGCCCUCUCCAUCGUGGCCGACGACUGAGGCCGGGCUGGGGGCGGGCAGGGCGCGGGGAUCCCCCCCCCUCACCCCGGAUCCCCUCCCAGGGUGGACUUGUGGGGCUGGAGCUGCUCCCGUCGCCCCACGGCUGCGGGCUGGCUUAGUCUGUGAAUGAGUUGUGCCUUAGAUUUUGGGGUGUGGAGGAGCAGGAAAGGGAGUGAUCCCGCUCAGAUGAAGAUGGGGUGCUGGAUUUUCCUAGGUUCCGGUCUCCCUUGGCAGCCCCAGAGCCCAGAGGGUGAGACCCCCACUCCUUCCCCUCAUUUUGUGCCUUAGGAGCCCAGUGGUCCCCUCAGGGGAGGGGAAAAUCACUCAAAUUUCAUUUUUUGAAGUACAGAGACAGGGUGAUGCUUCUCAUGGUGAGCAUCCAUCCUUCUCUUCCCAGGAAUGCUACAAAGAGCCCCAGAGCUGGGGGGUGCAGGGCGUGCCAUGGGGACCCCAGAGCAGGGACAGUGGGGACAUCCCUAAGGGACAACCCAGCCAGGAGCAAACCUAUGGCAAACUGGGGGGCUGCACCCCUUCCUGGGUGUGCGGAGGGGCCGCAGGGACUCCGUGCUUGUCCCCAAUAAAGUUUCUGGCAGCGCAGUGCGGCCGGGGCCGUGUCGCUGUCACCGCCGGUGCCGGUGUCGCUGUCACCGCCGGGCCGCUGUCGCCCUCUGCCGCCGCCCGGCCGCCACUGCAGGGGGGACACGGGGGGCUUGGAGUGUCCCUGGAAUGGAAAAUUGGGAUCGAACAUCCCCCCUCGCAGCACGAGGAAUGGAGUUUUCCUGUACAACAGAGGCAGUUUGGGGCAGGGCUGGAGCCUUUUGGGACAAGGAGAGGCUGCCCGCUGUGCCCUGGGGUGGGCAGGUGCUGCUUGGGAUACGGGGUUGAAGCCCACCCUGGAGAGGUUCUGGGGGAGGUGACAAAGGUCCCUCCUCUGCCUUGGGGUGGCACGAGGCUCCUGCUGCUCCAGGUGAGGGCACACGGCUGCAGGGAACAGGGAAACCAUCACCACCUCUUCCCACCAGGACCUGGCUUUGGCAAACCUGCACGAGACAGGGAACGGGGCUCGGGGGUGUCCUGGGAAGCCCAGCAGAAAAUGGGGAUGGAACCCCUAAAACCAGGGUUUAGGAAUCCCUAAAACCAAUAUUUGCCUUCCCAGCUGGAGCAAAGGGAUGGAGCAGAGCUGUGGGAAGGCUGGUGGCUGUCCCCAGUGCACAGUGAGGUCCCCUCCAGAGCAUCCCGUGCCAAGGCUCCUCCCCAGCUCCCAGCAUGCAGAACUUCAUCCCUCCCUCUCCCCUUGUUCCUUCCCAAGCACAUCACAUGCCAGGCCAGGUUUAAGCAAAAUAAACCCAGUUACCACGGUUA
Molecule: messenger RNA, 2185 nt
Organism: Passer montanus (Eurasian tree sparrow)
Lineage: Eukaryota; Metazoa; Chordata; Aves; Passeriformes; Passeridae
Gene: BIN3
Product: bridging integrator 3
Exons: 7
Coding region: 224-823 (199 amino acids)
Biological process (GO): plasma membrane tubulation; actin cortical patch localization; endocytosis
Cellular component (GO): cytoplasm; actin cortical patch
Molecular function (GO): protein binding; lipid binding
Source: RefSeq, a predicted model, not a curated record